AUGAAGGAAGCAUUCUCGAUGCCCCUGCAGGGCUGGGAUGCCGUGCGGAUCCUGUCUCAGAUCGCGUCGUUUCAAACCAUCCACUAUCUCAUCCUCGCCACGCUCCUCCCGCCCUUCCUCGCGAUCUUCGCCGAAACGUCAUCGCUCAUGUUCGAGGGCGGUCCCACACAGGUCGGAAUGAUCUUUGACUGGAGACAGAUUGCCGGACGACCGACGUACGACUGGUCCGCACCCAAACACCUCGGCGAAGCUGCGUGGACCGAGGACGGCCUCGAGUCGGACGCAGCGGGAGCAGGGGAAGUCAACAUCGAUCCUGCCGUACUCGUCAAUUGGAAUCUCGACAACGUUUGGCUCGACAUGCCUAUCUCCGGCACCGGCGGCGGCACAGACUCCCCACAAGACAAAGUCCUCGACCACGAACACAUCCUCCGUUUCAAACACCACCGCAACGGCACCACGCUCUCCACCUCUCCCUCGAUCGAACAAGCAGCGCAGAAUGUAGAAGAAGCCUUGGAACAUUGGGAAUGGGACCACACGCGCGACACUGCCCGCUCCUUGACCGUGAUCGCAACCUGGCUGCUCACUAUUCCCCUCGACAUCUUCCUGCUCGUCUACCUUGUCCGACGCCCAACACACAUGCUCGACCACGCCCUCACAUUCCACCUCGUCAACCUCGUCAUCUGCAGCUACUACUCGGGCGCGAUCCCCACCGGUCUCAAGUGGUGGCUGACCAUGCUGAUCCAUGCUGGCGUGAUGGUGGUGUGGAGCGAACAAUUGGCGAUCAAGAGGGAGAUGGGCAGAGGCGUGGGGUACAGCUUGGUUGGAGGCGCAGGGGAUGAGGAAUCAGCAGAAGCAAUGGCGGGGAAGGGUGGUGCGAGAAGUGUGGUGUUUGACUCAGAACACGAGGCAAGAGCCGAGAGGAUCGAGAUGCGGCCGUUGUGA
Messenger RNA from Sporisorium graminicola, 942 nucleotides. RefSeq lists its product as uncharacterized. Gene Ontology annotation, cellular component: Golgi membrane; trans-Golgi network. The record is from RefSeq and is a predicted model, not a curated record. Bases 1 to 942 code for a protein of 313 amino acids. NCBI's taxonomy places the organism in Eukaryota, Fungi, Basidiomycota, Ustilaginomycetes, Ustilaginales, Ustilaginaceae. The transcript has a single exon. Gene Ontology annotation, biological process: protein localization to Golgi apparatus; Golgi to endosome transport; Golgi to plasma membrane protein transport.